AGGUGAGAGAGAGUCCACUUAUCCGCACGUCCACCUCUCCUUCUCGUCCCCUCCCCUCACUCGCUCGCUCCAUGGCUUCCUCCCUUUCCUUCUUCACCGGAGACAGAUGCUGCCCCUGAGCUGAGCUGCUUCCUUCCGGCAGCUUCCCUGACCUGAGCUUGCUGCUACCUGGAGUGGACGCAGCAAGCUCCUCCAGCAGAGCAGAGCAGCCUUCCUCGCCUCCUCCAGCAGAGCAUUCCUUCUGGAUGGCCAUGGCGAUGGGGGCGGUGCUCUCCUCCAGCAGAGCAGCCUUCCUCGCCUCCUCCUCCUCCUCUUCUUCACCAGCAGCAGGAAAGCAGCAGCAACAUCACACCAUGAUGAUGAUCAAGUAUUCCUCUACGUCGUCGCCACACACCAGGUGGCCGGUGUGCUCCCAGCUGGUUGCCGGAGACAGAAAUGGAGGAACCGGCCGGCAUGUCUCCAGGAGCACCGGGAACCAAUUCUCUGCCCACAUUCAGAUUCAGCAGCCUCAGCUCAACUCUACUCCCAUGAGGCUCUGCAACAAUAAUGCAGGCCUGGUGAAGAGGAGGGUCCUGUCAAGGGUCGAGUGCUUCCUAUCCUCGGACCCGGUCACCAGCGGAUGGCACAAACCCAAGAACCUCACCGGCCUCGACACCGCCGGGGUGCUGCAGCCCGAGUACAGAGCGCCCGUCAGAAAGCAGCGCGGAGACUGCAGGGCCGAGCAGUACGAGAUGACCGGGGCGCCGCUGGGCGACGUCCCCGCAGAGGCCGCCGUCCUGGUCGGAGAUGCUGCUAGCCCAGAGGCUGCUUCUUCUCCCGCCUGGUGGCAGCAGUUCCCCAAGCGCAUGACCAUCGUCGUCCUCUGCUUCUUCUCAUUCCUGCUCUGCAACAUGGACCGUGUCAAUAUGAGUAUCGCCAUCCUCCCGAUGUCAGCGGAGUUCGGCUGGAGCCCGGCGACCGUUGGCCUCAUCCAGUCUUCUUUCUUUUGGGGCUACCUUCUCACUCAGAUUCUUGGAGGCAUUUGGGCUGACCGUUUUGGCGGCAAGGUGGUCCUUGGGUUCGGGGUUGUAUGGUGGUCUAUUGCAACAAUUCUUACACCAUUUGCUGCCAAGCUUGGCCUUCCGUUCCUACUCGUCGUGCGUGCUUUCAUGGGAAUAGGCGAGGGUGUUGCCAUGCCGGCCAUGAACAACAUCCUUUCCAAAUGGAUCCCGGUUUCAGAGAGGAGCAGAUCUCUUGCAUUGGUAUACAGUGGAAUGUACCUUGGUUCAGUUACCGGCCUGGCCUUCUCACCUUUCCUGAUAAGCAAAUUCGGCUGGCCUUCUGUUUUCUAUGGAUUUGGGUCCCUGGGAAGCAUCUGGUUUACACUGUGGCAACUCAAAGCGCGCAGCUCUCCGAGUGAAGAUCCGGAAGUAACCGAAGAUGAAAAGAGGCACAUACUAGGUGGUAGUACCUUAAAGGAGCCUGUUACCUCCAUACCAUGGAAGUUAAUCCUAUCAAAGCCUGCAGUAUGGGCCCUCAUAGUAUCACAUUUCUGCCAUAACUGGGGAACAUUCAUUCUCCUUACAUGGAUGCCCACAUACUACAAUCAGGUUCUGAAGUUCAAUCUCACCGAGUCCGGGCUUCUGUGUGUCCUGCCGUGGCUGACAAUGGCCGUGUUUGCAAACGUUGGUGGCUGGAUAGCUGACACACUUGUUGCGAGAGGGGUUUCGAUAACAAAUGUUCGCAAGAUCAUGCAAUCUAUCGGUUUUCUUGGACCAGCCUUGUUCUUGACACUGCUGAGCAAAGUCCGCACACCAGCCAUGGCCGUGCUGUGUAUGGCAUGCAGUCAGGGGAGUGAUGCUUUUUCACAGUCUGGGCUGUACUCGAACCACCAGGAUAUAGGACCGCGUUACGCGGGGGUGCUUCUUGGGCUGUCGAACACCGCCGGCGUGCUUGCAGGAGUUUUUGGUACUGCUGCCACUGGCUACAUCCUUCAGAAAGGCUCUUGGGACAGCGUGUUUCAGGUGGCUGUUCUGCUGUACAUAGUAGGGACAGUGGUGUGGAACGUCUUUUCGACCGGAGAGAGGAUCCUCGAAUAAGCCAUGGGACGGACGCUCCUAUGCGCCGCUAUACGAAAAUAAGCUGAUUUUUGCUGAUGUCUGUCUUUUUGGUGUACGCAAGAAGUAAACCAGAGCGAGAGAUACCCUAUGAAAAAACUCGCGUUUUUUAGCAAGAGAUACAGUAGCUGCAUUUGAUGUUCGGGCUGCGGAAAGAGUGAAGAUCACACAGAAGAGCCGCACUUGAUGUUUACACUUGGUUAAAUUUUUGCUGUGAAAGUCAAGAUGCUAGGCUUGGAACCAAAGAAUUCUCUGAAUCUGAAAGCGCUGCUGCACGGAGGGAAUUAAUGCCACACCUUGCACCAAAUCCUAGCUUAGCACCUUGCGUCUGUUUAUUCCUGGAGGAAGUCCCAAGACUCCAAGCUACUUUCCCCCUGUUUCAGCUUUUGCACCAACUAAAGAAUUCCACAUGGUUGUUCUAUUUUCCUGAUGAAACCGAUGUUUUAACCAUGUUUGCAGCUGCUGCCAAAUUCAUGCGGUACUAUUACACAAGCAUUUUUGGGAGAACAAUGUUCUUUUUUAUGUUGCGAUAUUUGCUGUUAUUAUUACUGUUUCGCGUGUCAUGUAUGACUACUAUAUCACAUGACAAUGACUUUAUUUUUGCAAUGUGUAAAACAAAUA
Molecule: messenger RNA, 2717 nt
Organism: Triticum dicoccoides
Lineage: Eukaryota; Viridiplantae; Streptophyta; Magnoliopsida; Poales; Poaceae
Product: probable anion transporter 4, chloroplastic
Exons: 11
Coding region: 246-2078 (610 amino acids)
Biological process (GO): transmembrane transport
Molecular function (GO): transmembrane transporter activity
Source: RefSeq, a predicted model, not a curated record